AUGGAAAAUUCUGGUUUUGUACGCGAAGAAUCGUUUGUAUCAAUAAACGAUAAUCAACGUGAUGUUAUUCAAGCUCAUAUCAACAUGAUUAAUGCAACUGCUGAUGUGAUCGUACCAUUAACUAAUUGGCGUUCCAAAUUCAUAAAACUUUGGAAUAAUUAUCAAUGGCGUAUGCGGUACUAUUUUUACAUUCACCUUAGUAUUUUUUUUCUUAAUACACUUUUAUGUGGUAUGAUCGUAUGGAAUAUUGAAAAACAUAAUAUACCUUUUAUUGACUGUUGGUUUAUCAGUGCAACAUGUGUAUUUACUUGUGGAUUACAAACAUAUGCAUUUUCUUCAUUUAGUUUAUCAUCACAAAUUGUAUUACUUAUAUUUACAUUGAUUUCUGAGGAUAAUUCAUUACAUCUUCGACAUAUUAUUCGUCAAAAUUUAAAUAAUAAUCAUUUAAAUAAAUAUAUUCAAUCAUUACCUAAUCCGCAUGAUCUUCAUAUCAAAGCUUAUAUUAUCUUAAUUGUAGUUAUUCUUUCGGCUUGUAUUACUAUUUAUCUUUCUUCAUUUCUUGCAAUUGGUUUUUAUUUAAAAUAUAAUUAUGAUCCACAAGAUUUGUUACAAGCAAAUACAACAGUUGAUCCAUUUUAUGCUUCGUUAGUUAUUACACUUACUGGUUUUAAUCAAAAUGGACUUUCUGUUUGGUCAAAUGGUGUUACUCUAUUUGUCGAUGAUGUUUUUAUGAAUAUCAUAAUCAUGAUUAUUGUUAUGUCAGGAACAUCUCUAUUUCCAGCUAUUCUUCGUGGAAUUGUUGAUCUACUUAAAUAUCUCGUACCAUGGCGAUAUAAAAUUUUUUUUGAUUAUAUUUUACUAAACAAUCAUCGUUUGUCAACUGUUAUUUAUCCAUCGAUUCAAACACGAUUAUAUGUGACUAUUACGAUUUUAUUACAAAUAUUGGGAGUUACUGUAGCAUUGAUACUUGAUUUAAAUAAUACAAAUUUAUCUAUGUAUGAAAACGGUCAACGAUUUAUGAUAUUUAUGUUUCAAACAGUUAAUACUCGUUUUGGAGGUUAUGCAACAAUUAAUAUUAGUGAACUUAGUGCAGCAACUUUGCUUGUCUUUGUUCUGUUAAUGAGUAUCAAACCUCAGAUGUUAUGUGCAAUAAAUGAAACACCAUUUGAAAUGGAAUGGGUUCUACUACAAACGCAACAAAUACUUGAAAAUAAUAUUUUGGAUAAUAGUCGACGUUCUAGCGGAGAAAUAUUCUUGCCAUUUCAUCGAAUGAAACAUUAUCUCUUGCGACAAGGUUCAAUAACAAAAGCACAAGCUAAAACUUAUUAUGCAACAAUGAUGCGAACAAAUCAAGCCGAAGCUGCUAUUGAUGAAUACAAUGGAAAGCGUUAUCAACAACGUUUCAAUACUUCAUCUAUUAACAAAAAUAAUUCAAUGAGAGAAAUUGAUGAUAAUAGUACUAAUCACAAUCAUAUUUCUCUUCUUCGCAUGAGACUUCAUUUGAUUAUUUUUUGUCGACACUUCAUACUUAGUUUAUUCAGCCUUAUUACAUCGACUCGAACGUGGUUAUUUAUCGCUGUUUUUCUUAUUUGUGCUUUUGAAUCAUCUAAAGUAAUACCUAGUAAUCCAAGUAUCACAGUAUUUCGUAUAAUAUUUGAAGUUAUAAGUGCUUUUGGUGGUUGUGGUCUUUCAAUGGGUUUUUCCAGUUUAUCACCAAGUCUUGCUGCUGUACUUACUAUACCAAGUAAAAUAGUACUUAUAUUGGUAAUGUGUAUGGGUAGACAUCGAGGUUUACUCGAUUCGAUGAAAGAUCAAGAAGAAAUUGAAUGUAAUGCUGAAACAUUAAUUCAUAGUUGGCACCAACUUGCCAUUUAUAAAUAUGAUCAGGAAAAUAGAAUGAAUAUGGAUAAACAAAUAUCAACGGUAUCAAUUACAGUUACUGCACCCACACCACCAUUAUCUACUCGAUUUUAA
Adineta steineri is the source of this 1974-nucleotide messenger RNA. Lineage: Eukaryota; Metazoa; Rotifera; Eurotatoria; Adinetida; Adinetidae. The record is from the annotation of a GenBank genome assembly.